AUGAACAGCAGCGAUCCAAUGCACACGAUAUUCGGUGCCGACCCACCGAAUCUAUACGCAGUGCUACAAUUGCAGCAGGAAGACUUACCCACUACAUCGACGAUAAAGAAGGCGUACCACCGACUAGCGCUUGAGAGUCAUCCGGACAAGAAUCCAUCGCAGGAUGCAUCUGAGCAAUUCCAGCGUGUGUCCUUCGCAUAUACAGUGCUAUCGGACGACAAGAAGCGUGAGCAGUACGACAAGACUGGCCGAACAUCGUCGAUAGAUCUCGGUGUGGAUAUCGGGGAGGACUACAGCUGGGAAGAUUAUUUCGAUGACCUCUUCGAGCGCGUCACGUGGGAAGCUCUAGCGGAAGAUCGAGAGCGGUAUCAAGGCUCGCAGGAUGAACUGAACGACUUGAAACACGCUUAUGAGACAUGCGACGGCGAUCUCGACGCCAUCUUUGCAAAUAUCCCUCACGCUAGCGUGCUGGACGAUGAGCAGCGCUUCAUCGACAUACUGCAGCGUGAAAUAGACGGUGGCCGACUUGCGCACUCGAAGAAAUUCGUUAGAUCGUCUAAACCCGUCGCGCGCAAGAGUCGCGCUAGCAAGGCUCAGUCUGAGGCCGAGCAGGCUGCAGAACUAAGGCGCGAGCUAGGUCUGGGCAGCGAUUUCCAAGAGGAAAGUGGGGAAAGUGGGGAAGAUGAGGAGGGCGACGAGGGUGACUCCGCUCUCGCUCAGCUUAUUGCCCAACGCGGUGAUAAACGUAAGAGCCAACUUGAUAAUCUCGUCGGCGCGCUAGAAGCUAAAUACGCACCUCCUAAGAAAGGAAAGGGUAAGGACAAGCAGGAGGAGCCCAAGAAUAAAAAGAAGCGCGCAGUGGAGGAGGAAGAGGACCAUGAAGAAGACCAAGAACAAGUCCAUGAACCCACGGAGGAAGAGUUUCAGAAAUCUCAAGAUAAGCUUAACAAAAAGAAGCAAAACAAGAAACAGAAACACAAAUCCUAA
Messenger RNA from Wallemia ichthyophaga EXF-994, 987 nucleotides. Its product is annotated as DnaJ-like protein subfamily C member 9. Gene Ontology annotation, molecular function: heat shock protein binding. The transcript has 2 exons. Gene Ontology annotation, cellular component: cytoplasm; nucleus. Bases 1 to 987 code for a protein of 328 amino acids. Lineage: Eukaryota; Fungi; Basidiomycota; Wallemiomycetes; Wallemiales; Wallemiaceae. The record is from RefSeq and is a predicted model, not a curated record.